GUAGCGGCGGCGGGGGGGGCGGGUCCCGUCCGCGCAGCGCUCCAAGGGCAGCGGGCGAUGGCGGCGGCAGCGGCGGCGAGGGGCGGCCUGCGCGGGGCCCUGGUGCUGCAGCAGCAGCGCUGGAGCUCGGGCUCGGGCGCUGACCAGCUGGGUGAGCUGGGCAAAGGCGCCGGGAAGGGCGGCGGCGGCGGCGGCGCCAUCCGUGAGGCCGGAGGGGCCUUCGGGAAGAAGCAGGCGGCGGAGGAGGAGCGGUACUUCAGGGAGAAGGAGAGGGAGCAGAUCUCGGCCCUCCGGAAACACCAUGAGGAGGAGAUUGAUCAUCACCAGAAAGAGAUAGAGCGGCUGCAGAGAGAAAUCGAGCGCCAUAAGCAUAAGAUCAAGGAGCUUAAGCAAGAUAACUGAGCCGACACUGAAUGUACCCGGCCAAUGCUGAUUGUGGUGUAAAGCAGCGUUGAAGACUGUAUGUAUGCUUUGGCCAACAUAAUCCAAAUUCCAAUUAUACUGUGGCCUGUAACAAUGUCAAAUAAACUGCUCAGUCUCUUUGCUGUUCAGUAA
Melopsittacus undulatus (budgerigar) is the source of this 555-nucleotide messenger RNA. RefSeq names its product ATP synthase inhibitory factor subunit 1 (gene ATP5IF1). Lineage: Eukaryota; Metazoa; Chordata; Aves; Psittaciformes; Psittaculidae. Gene Ontology annotation, biological process: negative regulation of ATP-dependent activity. Gene Ontology annotation, cellular component: mitochondrion. Bases 58 to 402 code for a protein of 114 amino acids. The transcript is spliced from 3 exons. Gene Ontology annotation, molecular function: ATPase inhibitor activity. The record is from RefSeq and is a predicted model, not a curated record.